Molecule: messenger RNA, 4343 nt
Organism: Branchiostoma belcheri (Belcher's lancelet)
Lineage: Eukaryota; Metazoa; Chordata; Leptocardii; Amphioxiformes; Branchiostomatidae
Product: metabotropic glutamate receptor 6-like
Exons: 11
Coding region: 132-4343 (1403 amino acids)
Biological process (GO): G protein-coupled glutamate receptor signaling pathway; regulation of synaptic transmission, glutamatergic
Cellular component (GO): membrane
Molecular function (GO): adenylate cyclase inhibiting G protein-coupled glutamate receptor activity
Source: RefSeq, a predicted model, not a curated record
GUCCGAGCGGCGCAUCAGUUCAAGGAGGAAUCCGCGGCAAUCGGAGGGCGUGCAGUCACCGGCGUACAGUACAGUCACACUCGUGAUAAAUCGCUCGUAGCCGGCAGCAGAAGCAGAAGCAAGCGGUUCAAAUGAAAACACUCCAGCGGGGAGAGAUGUCUUCAAACGGGAUGUUCUACGGGCUGGUGCUGAUCGUGGUGUGGACGUUACUCGGGAUGUGCCACGGCGUGUUAGACAAGGUGACCAUCGUGCCUGGAGACGUCAACAUGGGCGGGCUGUUUCCCCUCCACACCGCCGGCCAAGACGGCGACUGUACCGUGCUGAAAAAGGGGAAAGGAAUUCAGCGUAUGGAAGCCAUGCUGUACGCUAUACAGGAGAUCAAUAAGUCGGACAAGAUUCUAAAAGGCAUCAAAAUCGGUGCCCAGAUUUUGGACACGUGUGAGGACUACUCUCAUGCUUUGGAGCAGUCGCUGAAGUUCGCCGGCAGCCUGCUGCGGUUGGACAGUCGGGACGUGAAGUGUGACGACGGGCGGCCGGCCGUGCUGCCCAAACCGAAGCCUCUGCUGGGUGUCAUCGGUGCAGCUUCGAGCUCCGUGUCGAUCAUGGUGGCCAACAUUCUCCGGCUCUUUCAGAUUCCCCAGAUCAGCUACGCGUCCACCAGUGAGGAGUUGAGUGACAAGACCCGGUUCCAGUACUUCUCCCGGGUGGUCCCGUCCGACAGUUACCAGGCCCAGGCCAUGGUGGACAUCGUCAAGACCCUGGGCUGGACCUACGUCUCCACCGUGGCUUCUGAAGGGAACUACGGGGAGAAGGGGGUGGAGGCCUUCCGCCGGUUAGCCACCAAUGAAGGUAUAUGUAUAGCAACCGAGGAGAAGAUCUCCAGACGUUCAGCUGGCUCAGAGUUCCAAAGAGUCGUGAUGAAGCUACAGGAGAAGUCCAACGCACGAGGAGUGGUGCUCUUCGCUAACGAGGACGACCUGCAAGGGAUCCUGAGCGCGGCCAGAAACCUGAGUGCCAACUUCAGCUGGGUGGGGUCGGACGCCUGGGGGUCCAAGUCAGCCCCGGUCGUGAACCACAACGAAGAAGCAGAGGGAGCAAUCACCAUACUGCUGAAGAAAGUCAACAUACCUGGUUUUGAUGAGUACUUCACCGCCCUGAAUCCUAAGAACAACAACAGGAACGCGUGGUUCACAGAAUUCUGGGAGGAAACCUUCUACUGUAAAUACAACAUGAUGGACGCCCGGGAUGGCGUGCGGCAGUGCAGUGGUCGGGAAAAGUUGGGCAGAGAUGAGAGUAGAGAGAGCAGAUACCUACAGGAAGACAAGGUGCAGUUCGUGAUAGACGCCGUGUAUGCCUUGGCUAUCGCCUUCGACAGAAUGCACAAGGAGAUCUGCGGCCCAGCCUACGCUACAAAAAUCUGCAGCCAGCUCAGGGACAUAGACGGAGAACUGCUGUUGUCCUAUAUUCGUAAUGUUUCGUUCCAUGGUGCCAGUGGUGACCUCAUUUACUUUGACGACAAUGGAGAUGCACCGGGAAGAUAUGACAUCGUCCAAUAUCAAAAGUUAAAUGGCAGCUAUGACUACGUGACCAUCGGAGACUGGAACGGGACGUUGCGGCUGAGCGGGACGUGGUCGUUCCCGGGUGUCCAGCGGGGCCUGGUCCCGCAGUCCGUCUGCAGCCAACCGUGCGGCCCCGCCGAGAAAAAACUCAAACCCGAGAAGGGCAACGCCUGUUGCUGGCACUGUGUAAAAUGUGACGGCUACCAGUAUCUAUUAGACGAAAACACGUGUCGAGACUGUGGAGAAAAGUGGAAACCGAACGCCACUCGUACAGGAUGUGUGCAACUGGACGUCAGGUUUCUUCGCUGGAAUUCCGCAUGGGCCAUGUUCCCUGUGUGCAUUUCCACCUUGGGCAUCGCAGCCGCCAUUUUCGUCAUCACAGUUUUUCUGAGAUUUCAAGAAACACCCAUCAUCAAAGCGUGUGGAAGAGAGCUAAGCUACAUGAUACUGUCUGGUAUACUACUGGUGUAUAGUGUAACGUUCUUACUGGUAGCGAAACCUUCAGCAGCCGUGUGCGCAAUACGCAGGCUAGGACUAGGCCUGGGACUAACUCUUUGCUACGCGGCACUGCUCACCAAAACGAACCGAAUUUACAGAAUUUUCAAGCUGGGAAAAUCGACGCCGAAGAAGCCGAAAUAUAUCAGCCCGAACUCGCAGGUUUUUAUCUGUUUAGGGUUGGUAGGUGUGCAGAUGUUAGGGGUGAUUGCGUGGCUUAUAGCACAACCACCGAGCAGUAACGUAGAGUGGUUCAGACCGAGAGAUCCGACGUUUGCGACCGGGAUGCUUCUGUGUGGAACCAGCGAUGUCUCCUUCAUAUCCUCGCUUAGCUACAGCAUGGUCCUGGUGGUCAUGUCGACGAUAUACGCCGUCAAGACGCGGCACAUCCCGGAUAACUUCAACGAGACCAAACACAUAGGGUUCGCCGUCUACACCACCUGUAUCAUCUGGCUAGCCUUCAUCCCCAUCUUCUUCGGCACAUCACAAGUCGUUAAUAAGGAAGAGAUCCAAUUCAUGGCUCUGUCGGUGUCCCUAAUCCUGAGUGCGACCGUCCUUCUCUGCUGCUUGUUCGCACCCAAGUUGUACAUAGUCCUUCUACAUCCGGAGAUGAACGUACGACCUCGCCGCGUCUCCAAACAGGAGGCCAUGGUCCAGCAGGCCGUGGCCAAGUGGAGAAAGGCGGUAGAGGCCCCAGAUCCCAACGAAACAGCAGAGACCUUGACGACGGUGUUAUCUUCAAGUGAAGCCCUCGUUGGAAACAAAGACUCCAACGGUCCCCGGGUGAAGUGGAGAUCAGACCUGCUGGAUACCGGUCCCAAGGACGACUACCGAGGGGACGCAGAGGGAGAGGAGGCCGCGGAAACAGAGGCAGCCACCAAGUGGAGAAAACCUCACGGUCACCUCUUCAGACUGGACGGAGACGAAGACUCCCAGAUCCUCCUACGGACAUCUGGUUCCGUUGGCAAUGUCAGCCCGGCCAAGCUAAGAUGGCGGAAAGUCGCCGCCCUCGCUCUUCAAAAGCACCGAGCGGGAGAACUAUACAGAAGCUCGUCGGGGAAUCACCUGAAAGAGGGUGUGAAAAUAAACGAAAACCAGAACCAGAUUUUUCCACCCGACGGUGAAGCGAAGUCGACGGGACAGCUCAGUCGUUCGCCGUAUUCGCGGGACAACCUCCCAACACGGGGGAUCCUCACCAACAGAAAUACAAACGGUAAGGAACUGGAGAGCGUCGGGAAGUAUAGCUCUCUAAGAAGAGGGUCGUUACAGGCGGAAGAUAUGCGUGUCAAAAGAAACAUUAUUUCGGAUAAGAGCAGCGACUCUGUCCACAGCAUGGGUAACCGGUGGAGGAGAGGCUCCAUGCAUGUGACGACCUUGGAGGAAAGGAAAGAACCAGCGCCGGACCCAACCCCACCAGCCCCGGCUCCACAGACUAAAAAACCCGAGCUGUUGCGGAAACAGUCCUCCCUUGAGGACGACAGCAGAGUUAGACGUGCCAAAGAAAGCUUUGCGGGCUGGAGAAAAAAGUCCAUGUCGGAAGACAGCCCCAUAGUAAACCAGAUUGUUGAGAAUCCUGCUCCUGCAGAGAAAAAGGAGAGCAACCUACCAGAUAAUUUGCCCGCCUGGGCGGCGGCUGCUAGGUGGAGAAAAACCGCUUCUUCUAGCAAACUGUUAGCACAAAGGACAGCCGAACGGUCAAAAAAGGCCACCCCACAACUUGAAACGUUAGUAACACAAGCAACGGGCAAUCGGGAAAAUUCAAACACUCUGAAGAAAACAACAGACAACCCCUCGAACAUACACACCAACCCUACCGACGUCCGUGAGGGGCCCUUUGGAUUUCUCCAGGACAAAAACUCGAAUUAUCAAAAUCCAGUGCCCAUACAGCCACGGGUUCGAAACCCACCCAUGCCUCAUAAUGCAAACCCAAGCAAUCCGACGUCCAUGGGCGGGAACAAAAGGUCAUCGAAGGAGAUACAGGAUGACAGCCCAACUUCACCAAAGACGGAGCUACCCGGAAUUGCUUUGAUGGCAAUAGCAAGAUGGAAACAGGCGGCAGAGGCAACAAGGAAAGCAAAGGAGAAGGCGAUCGGAAAUGUCGAAGGGGUGUUAGGAAAUAUCUUCCAAAGUGAAGAAGAGGAGGCCGCCUCACAAAACCCCGUUGUUCACACUCAGCGACCAGCAAAAGGCAAGGCGUUCUCCAACGGUGGAGUCAACCCCGUUAAAACGAAGGACACGUCGGUCCGAGUCGGCAUCCCGGCCAGCGAACGUCCGCCCAGCCAUGUCUGA